AAGUCGUUCUGCGUGUGCGCCUAACGUCGGGGCGGGACUUCCGUCCUCAUCCCCCUGGCGGUCUUUUUGCCUCUUUCACGCCUGUUCGUCCGCUAAUGUUCUGAAGCGUAGGUUCAGGUUCGAGGUGACUAACCGAGAAGGCGCGAGGGGAGGCGCUGUUCCCCGCCGCACACAGUUGGGUCCGCGGCAGGCGACACCGCCCGGGCUGCCCCGCGCCGGGGACCGGGACGGGGACCGUCGGCCGGGGUGUCCGCUCCGCCCACCCAGUCGGAUGGCGGCGGCCGCGCCCAGGGACCCGGCUGAGGGUAUUGUGACCUUUGAGGACAUUGCCGUGUCCUUCUCCUGGGAGGAAUGGGAUCUUCUUGAUGAGGCUCAGAGACACCUGUACCAGGAUGUGAUGCUGGAGAACUUGGCGCUUAUAACCUCCCUGGGUUGUUGGCAUGGAGCAGAGGAUGAGGAGGCACGUUCUGAGCAGAGCAUUACUGUAGAAGGAGUGUCACAGGUCAGGACUCCCAAGACAGGUCUUUUUCCCCAGAAGGCCAACCCCUGUGAGGUGUGUGGUCUGGUCUUGAAAGACAAUUUUCAUGCUGCUGAACACCAGGAAACACAAUUCAGUGAGAAACUGUACACUGGUGGGACACAUGGGAAAAGAUUUUAUUUUGGUGAAAACCUUCAGCAGCGGCUCAAGCAGCACGUGAGCGAAAAGCCCUUCGGAAACCACAUAAGCAGAGCUUCAGUGGUCAAGAACUGCAGCUUGCAGGUGUCAGGGAAGCCCUUUAUCUGCGGGGAGAUUGGGAAGGACUUCUUGGCCACCUCAGGAACCCUCCAGCAACAGGCCACAGGUUCUGGAGAGAAGUCAAACAAUGGAACUGAAUGUGGAGCGGCCUUCCACAUGGGAAAAACUCAACACCGCUGGGGAGACAGCACAGAAGCUUUCAGCCACAAGCAUACAUUCGUUCAACACCAGAGGGUUCGCCCUCGAGAAAGAUGUUACAUGUGCAGUGAAUGUGGGAAAUCUUUUAGCCAUAACUCUAGCCUUAUUAAACACCAGAGAGUUCACACAGGAGAAAGACCUUAUGAGUGUGGGGAAUGUGGAAAAUCCUUUAGCCAGAGCUCCAACCUCUUUCAGCAUCGGAGAGUUCAUACUGGAGAAAGGCCUUAUGAGUGCAGUGAAUGUGGGAAAUCUUUCAGCCAAAGCUACAGCCUCAAUAACCAUCGGAAGGUUCACACUGGAGAAAGGCCAUUUGAGUGUGGAGAAUGUGGCAAAUCCUUCAGUCAAAGAUCCAACCUCAUUCAACAUCAGAGAAUUCACACUGGAGAAAAGCCCUAUGAGUGCAGUGAAUGUGGGAAGUCCUUUAAUCAAAGCUCUGCGCUCCUGCAGCACCAUACCGUUCAUACUGGAGAACGGCCCUAUGAGUGCAGUGAAUGUGGGAAAUCCUUUACCUACAAUUCCAGUCUUUUAAAACACCAGAAAGUCCACACGGGAUCAAAGCCUUAUGAGUGCAGUGAAUGUAGGAAAUCUUUUAGCCAGAAUUGCAGUCUUGUUCUCCAUCUGAGAGUUCACACUGGAGAAAGGCCUUAUGAGUGCAGCAAAUGUGGAAAAUCUUUUAGCCAAAGCUCUGCACUCCUUAAGCACCAGAGAGUUCACACUGGAGAAAGGCCAUAUGAGUGCAGUGAGUGUGGGAAGUCCUUUAGGCGAAGCUCCAACUUCAGUGACCAUCGGAGAGUUCAUACUGGAGAAAGGCCAUAUAAGUGUAACCAAUGUGGGAAAUCCUUCAGUAAGAGCUCUGGCCUCACUCGACACCAGAGAGUUCAUAGUGGAUUGGGCAUUAUAAAUAUGAGUGAGAAAGCCAUUAGCCGAAGCCCUUACCUCAUUGAUUACCACACAGUACACAUGGGAAGUACAACUUAGAUAUGUACAACAUGUAUUUCCUUGUUCAGUAUAACAACAUCGAGGAGAUCUCUUUUGAGGGUACCAUCUGCCUAAAUUGAGCCUCAUACAUCCAGACAGCAAAAUAAAUUCCAGGUAUGUAGAACUGUGUUGCAUGUUUCAGCUGAGACCCAUGUGAGUUUUUAUUAUGUUGAUUCUGUAGCAGCAGCCGUUCACCUCUCCCCUGUGGGUGCCCGCAUUUGUGUCAUUAAGCACAGUGACGUGUUCAGCAAAGUAAACCUUAGUGUUUUCCCAUUCCCUGGGUAAAUGUGAAAAGCCAGGGUACUCAUUCUUUUCUCUCUGAUUAGUUAGGGCAUGGAUGCCUCCGUUGUGUUCCAGAGGACUCCAUCUGCUGGUGGCCUGAAAAGUCAGCUUUUUUAGGGAUAUUAUUGGUCUGAUGACUCUUGUGAUGAAAUUUGCAGCCUCCAACUCACCAACCAAGGAACAGCCUUCCUGUGUAUUCUGGUUUAUGUUAUAACAGAGGCCUUGUUGUGUAAGACAACUUUAUCUUAAGGAUUAGAUUCACUUCAUGGGGUGGUUUCAGAAUGACAGGAGAAACAGGUGCUAUGGUCGCCCCAAUCUUUGUGUGCAUCAAGGGGAUGGAAGGAUGGUAGUUUUCUCUCUAAUUUGGCCCUUGUUUGCAUUGUUGCCCAAGGCUUCUAAGAAGAUUCUAUAAGGUUUUGUGGUUAGAUUGUAGCCUGGAUGCAGGAUGUUUCGUGGUGUCAGCACUUGCCCUGAAAAGAGGGCAGUUGUAACAACCUCUGCUACUUCUGGGGACAACAUAGUAUUGUUCUCUUGUUUGCAGGGGAUACUGCAUUGUGCCCAGCACUGGUGCAGGAAAUGUUCCUAGGCUCUGCAAAGGAGUGAUGUACUCUGAUGCCCAGAAUUCUGUGUGGUAGUGUCACUGGCUGAAAAAUGAUAGGGGGAUCAUAACUGUACACAAAUGGUGGAUUAACAGAGAGGCCAAGAGAACACGACAAACUGGUUAAAAUGUGCCUCUUUUAAAGGCUGCCUGCUGUUGUUCGGUCAGUAUGGCUGUGAAGGAUGAGCCAGUACAGAAAUUCUCAGAUCCUUCUGAACUAUGAAUCUUGUGUAGCUGAGGGCCUUAGAAAAAUCAUCUAAUGGGGGGUUCCUGGGUGGCUCAGUUGGUUAAGUGUCCGAUUCUUGGUUUCGACUCAGGUGAGGAUCUCAGGGUUACAAGAUCAGGUCCUGGGUACAGAUCAAGCCUCAGUGCGAAGCCUGCUUGGGAUCCUCUCCCCUCUCCCUGUGCGUCCCCACACAUCCACAUUCUCUCACUUGCACGCCCUCUCUCUAGAAAGAAGUCUAACAGUUUUACAGAUUCCUGUAGCUUCUCUGCAAUGUGCACCUUAAGGUCAUUGCAACACAGGAAGGAAAACAAAGAUAGAAGGAAGGAGGAUCUCAGUCCAGCAGUGCAGGCUUUACACAGCUUGCUUUCCCGAUGACUCAGGUGGACAUGGCUUUCGUUGCUUUCCUGUAUUGCUGCCACUGAGGCAAGGUGCUGAUCCCAGGGCAUUACAAGGGAUAUGGUGGGGUUUGCCAAACUUUUUUUUGAAAACUUUUUUUAUAUUGUAAUGCCUUUUCAGAAUAGUUAAUAAAUAAUAAAUUGUCCAUAUUUACACUGUUUCAUUUGAUUAUUUUUGACAUUCAUAUAAACCCAUGAAACCAUCAUCACAAUCAUAGUAGUGUGCGUAUAUAUCACCCCGUAUUCAUUCGUGCCCUUUAAUUAUUAUGUCUUUCUCUCUGCCCUCCAGGCAAACAUUGAUUCACUUUCUUCCACAAUAGAUUAAUAUGUAUUUUCUGCAAUUUUACAUGAUUGAAAAUAAAAUGUUUUGGGUUUUUUUCCCCUAUGUGUCCUUAUGUGGUAUAUUAUUUAUUUUGAGAUUUGUCAAUGGACCUGUGUAUUUAGUUCAUUCUUUUGAUAUUGUCAAGAAAUGUAAUGUUCUGUGGAUUAACCACUAUUUGUUUAUUUACUCGUCUUUUUCAGAUAUUUGAGUUGUUUCUGGUUUGGGGCAUUAUCAAACAGUUAUUAUAGAUACUUGAUUCUUAAAUUUACGAUUCUUUAUAUGGAUAUGUUUCAUUUCUCUUGUAUUAAUACCUCAGAGCACAAUGCCUGAGUUGCAGGGCUGCAAUUUUGGGACUGUUUAAAUGAGGUCAUUCUCAUGAGAACUCUUACCUGAUAGCUCCCUGUGAAAAGAUGUGUUAGUUAUGGGCUGAAUUGUAUGUUCCCAAAAUGAUAUAUUGAAGUCCUAAUCUCCAGUACCUCAGAAUAUCACUGAGUUUGGAAAUAGGGUUUUUAAAAAGGUAAAAUAAAGGCAAUACUGUGGACACUAAUCCACUGUGACUAGUGUCAUUGAGAGGAAAUUGGUACGGAGACAGACAGAGGGAAGAUCAUGUGAAGACAAGAAGAAAAUGCCCACCCACAAGCCAAGGAGAGAAGUGUCAGGAGAAUUCAGUGCUGCUGACACCCUGAUCUCUCAUAUCUAGCCUCCAAAUUUGUGAGAAAAUACACUUCUGUUGUUUAAGCCACCCAGUCUGAAGUAAUGUGUUAUGGUGGCCUUAGCAAAUCUUAGGGGGGCCCUCAGCAUCUGGGAAGGAGAGGGUCUGCAGGGCACCCUAGGGUCAGAGGAAGGAUGUGAUUACAAUCUGUAGAGUAGUUGGGACCAGAAGGAGAGAUGGGCUUGGAAUUGAUUCCUCCAUCCCCACCUUUCACUGGAGGUCACAAAGAAAUUUGCCGUCCAGCCAUGUAAAAUGGAGAUCAUCACCAGAACCGCCUCUGGGGCUAUUUGAGGAUGUAAAGAGCUCAUGGCCCAGGAAGGGGGCUCAGAUGGAGAACUUUUAAGAGUGACAGUUGUCCUCAGGGGUGGGGAGCGGGAUCAGCAGUGCCUUUGGAGAGGGGGGCAAAAGACCACUGGGGUGAAUAUUGGGGUGUUUAUACCUGACGGGCCUUGCAGGGGCUGAGGUUGAAGUGAGGGGGCAGGUAAGGUUCCCACCUGGCUCUUCCUGAAGCUCUGAUCCCUACUGAACAAUCCCAAGCUAGUGGGGGACAAAUAAGGACUGCACGGCUUGGACCAUGCACACAUCACCAUGGGGCCCUGGAUAAGUGGUGGCCACACCUCAAGGGCCCCUUGAACACCUUCAGAUGGAUUUUAUCCAGCUUCUACCCUCCAUGGGACUUGAAUAUGUUUUACUUAUUGUAUGUCCAUUUGCAGAGUGGGUUAAAGCAUUUCUUAGCUGAAAAGCUGCGGCUGUUAUAGUCACUGAAAAGCUGAUUGAUUUUGUUUCCAACCCUGUGUCAUCCCACUGUUUACAUCUACAUUAAGUGGUCAUGUCACACUUUGUAUAAACUCUAUUUUAUCACUCAACAAUCCUCUAGGAAAGUUGAACUGACCACUGCCAUUGUUAACAUCAGCAGAACUUUCAGAAACCUUUGAGCUCCCCUGGCCAAAGGUAUUCUCUCUAGCCUUAUGGCCAUGUCAUCCACUCACUCAUUUAUCCUCCUAUGAAUUACUAAGUGGAAGACUCAUGAUGUGUCUAGGGAUUUCAUUUCCAGUACUAGUCCUGCUCUGCUAUAUGCAGACAUAGCAAAUGUUAUCAGGGACUCAUGUACCAUACCCAGUCCUAUCACUAACUGAUUAAGGGCGCCUUCUGAA
Messenger RNA from Lutra lutra (Eurasian river otter), 5601 nucleotides. Its product is annotated as zinc finger protein 211-like. Gene Ontology annotation, biological process: regulation of transcription by RNA polymerase II. The record is from RefSeq and is a predicted model, not a curated record. The transcript has 3 exons. Lineage: Eukaryota; Metazoa; Chordata; Mammalia; Carnivora; Mustelidae. Bases 272 to 1912 code for a protein of 546 amino acids. Gene Ontology annotation, molecular function: DNA-binding transcription factor activity; RNA polymerase II cis-regulatory region sequence-specific DNA binding.